AAUGCCGGCUGACCGCAGAAUAUAGCUGGCAGAAUAUUAGGAUCUUCCACAGUGGCUGUUCACUGAAGAUCAACCUCAAAACCAUCUCUCACUGACAGGAUAAAAAAAAAAAACAGAUUUGGAGAAAUGUAGCAUUACAUCACUUGUUCACCAAUGGAUCCUCUGCAGUGAAUGGGUGCCGUCAGAAUGAGAGUCCAAACAGCUGAUAAAAACAUCACAAGAAUCCACAACUGAGGAAUUCAGCGCGUUCCAGCAGCCCAGAAAACCGGAAAUGUUCAGCUGAAAGUCUGUAGUUUUUGUCUAUUGGCUGCAGAGGAGGAGGAUCAGGGGUAGAUGAGCAGAGAAACACCGAUCACUGGAGAGAGCUGCAGUCUCCUCCGACUGUCACAUUUACAGAGUUCAUUUCACUCGCGGAGGACGGAAAGAACGAAACUUUGCCUUGUUUUGUUUGGAGGCGACAGGAAAACCUCCCUCCAGCCAAACAACCGAAAACAAGUCCAGAUGUUUCAUGUCUGAGGGUCGCUGUCAUACGAGAGGACUCAUCCAGCUCUUCAUCCGAGAUCUCGCUUCAUAUUUGAUGCAGGACUAAAUUGGUCUGGCUGGUGAGAAUGGAGCUGAAGGCUUUAGUUGGAGGUCUUUUCCUGAGUUUGCUUGUUCUCUGGAAUGUUUUUGACUGUGUUCAAACUCAUCAGGACGCGACCGAGACCGUAAUCAACCUCUUGGAGGCUCUUAACGUCACUCACUCUUCCCGCGGGGUAUCUAAGGUCAAAGGUCGUGACCCAAAGACGCCGGCCUGGCGUUUCCGUUCCAACUCGCCUCAUCUCAAACUACCCCAGACAUUUUUGGACUGCCUCUUCAACACCUCACAGGGCGUCCUGGGUUUGCACCUGGUGGGCCGUCAGAGCAGAGGCUCAGAGGCCACCCUCAUCUCCUUCACCUCCUCUACCUUCCUGCAGAAUGACGAGCGCCCCCUGCUGGAGCUCGUCUCCAACACAAAAGCAGACUGGCUGCAGCUGGAGUUCAGGUCAGCGGACGGCCUGCGGCCAGAGGUGCUGAAGGUGCCCGGCGGGAGUCCCUUCACAAGCAGUGGUUGGGUGAGGAUGGCUCUGAGUGUGGAGCCCAGGCAGUUGGUGCUGUAUGUGGAGUGCCAGGAAGCCGUGGUGCUCAAACUGAAAGAAGGGGGACAAAUCCUGACUCUUGACUUCCCACAUGAUCUGCAGGUUAUCUUCUCCAGCACUGCAAGAAAAAAGGCCAGCAAGUUCAUUGGUGGUUGGCAGACGGCUGAACUCUCCACCAGGGCAUAUGAGAAGCGUCCGUGGUCCUGUGACAAUGUAACAGACUCCCUUCCAGACACAGUGAUUCCCACCAGUUCCACCGUACCUGCAAUCUAUGACCUGGAUAUGAUGCAAGAUCAGGGAGACCGUGGAGAUGGCAUAGUAUCAGCUACAAGAUCCCCCGCUAAAUCAAACGUGCGGCUUGACCAGCUGGAGAACAGCCUGUAUAACAUCAAGACCAUGCUGGACAUGCUGAAGAGACAGAACACGGCCCUGCAGACGAGAGUUGACUACCUGGAAACGUGUGAGUGUUCGAAACGGAAGUGCGUGUGGGAGGGGCGUGAGAUGAAUGAGGGGUCCCGCUGGUCUCCUGACAGCCACACCGUCUGUUACUGCACCCAUGGGAAAGUUCAAUGCGACCGCUUGAAUGAAUGCAGCUUUCAUGGCAAUAUCUAUAGCAAUGGUGAUGUCUUCAGCCCAGACGACUGCAACCGAUGUACAUGUGAGCAUGGCAGAGUAGAGUGUAAUGUGAAUCCAUGUCCAUCACGGUCCUGUCAGCAACCACCUGCUCCUCAGACAACGUGCUGCCCUGCCUGCCAAACAAGGUGUGAACAUGAGGGUGAAAUCUAUGAGAACGGGAAGCAGUUUAUGUCGAGAUCAAACCCUUGCCUCAAAUGCAGCUGCUCUAACGGUCAGGUGGCAUGUGACCCCAUUCAGUGUCCACCCACCCUGUGUCCAACCCCCUAUAAGAGACCUGGAGAGUGCUGUCCCACCUGCUCCACAUGUAUUGUAGGCGGUCGUCCAUACAAUGGCUCUUUCAGUACCAUCGAUGGCUGCCAGACCUGUUCUUGUCAGGGUGGGAAUCAGGCGUGUGUUGAUGUGCAGCAGUGCCCUCAGACGUGUCAGGAUGGUGUGAAACCACCGUUCGGCUCCUGCUGCAAAGAUUGUUCCCGCUGUAACUUUGAGGGGCAGGUUAUUCUAGACGGCGUCUCUGUUCAACCCUCCCGUGACCCCUGCAAACGCUGUGUGUGCAAUUCAGGGAAUAUAGUCUGUAACACCGAGACGUGUUCUGAAAUUGCCUGUAAUUUGGUGGAGACUGUAGGUGGGCAGUGCUGUCCCAGGUGUCGAAGUUGUGUCCAGGACAGUGUGCGGCACCAGCAUGGCUCUCAGUGGAAGCUUCCUAAUGACCCCUGCACGACCUGUGCAUGCACGGAGGGUCUGGUUCAGUGUGAGAGUGAGCGCUGUAAUAUCCGUUGUAAUAGCCCAGCCACUGCUCCUCCUGGAUCCUGCUGUCCUGUCUGUGACGGUUGCAGUUUGAAUGGAAUAGACAUCCCAAACGGGAUGACUCUGCCGCCAGGACCCACAUGUGAUCCCACGUGUAAAUGUGAGAAUGGAAAUAUAAAUUGCAUUCAGUACCCUCCCUGCCCACCGACUCCCUGUCAAAAUCCAGUCAGGAAAUCAGGAGAAUGUUGUGCACGAUGUGUUCAGGAGUGCACUCAUGAGGGUGAGGUGUACACAGACGGUCAAACCUUUGUGUCCAGACAGGAUCCAUGCUUAAGAUGUCAGUGCUCGGGUGGGCAAGUGUCGUGUGAAUCUGCAACAUCUUCAUGUCCGUCUACGAGUUGCACGCACCCAACAAAACCACACAACCAGUGCUGUCCGACUUGUAACACUUGUGAAUAUGAAGAAAGGGUUUAUGAAAAUGGAGAAGAGUUCAGGCCUCCUGGUGGAGGUCCAUGCAUCCAGUGUUUAUGCAAGAAUGGUAACGUGAGAUGUCAUCAGGAAAGAUGCCCACAUUCGAACUGUGCAGUUCCCACUCCAGCCCCUCCUAACACCUGCUGUCCGGUGUGCAGAGGAUGUACGUGGAAUGGUGUUCAGUAUGAAGAAGGAGCCACGUGGACUGACGCUGGCCAAACAUGUUCUUGUGCAAGUGGACAGGUGAGGUGUAGUAGGCCUAACGUCUGUCCAGAUCCGCCCAGAGUGCCCUGCCAAAAUCCCCCAGGUGGUGACUCCUGUGGGCAGUGCCAGUACAAGCAGCGCAUGUAUGCAAACGGCCAAACAUUCAGGGACCCAGAUGAUGCCUGUAAGACGUGCACCUGUCAGGAUGGUCAGACAGUAUGUGGUGUUGCAUCAUGUCCGGCACCGACGUGUGCUAAUGCAUACACUCCUCCUGGAGAGUGCUGUCCCCAGUGUCCAGGAUGUACGUGGAAUGGUGUUCGGUAUGAUGAAGGAGCCACGUGGACUGACGCUGGCCAAACAUGUUUUUGUGUUGAUGGACAGACGAGCUGUAGUAGGACUCAUGACUGUGCAAAUCCGACCCCCGCACCCUUCCCAAAUCCCACAGCCUGCAUGUAUGAUGGCCGAGAGUAUCAGAACGGUCAGGAGUUUCUACACCCCGCUGAUCGCUGCAGUCGUUGCAUGUGCAGGAAUGGUCAGGUGACCUGCAACAGGAGCCCAUGUCCAAACCCAGGAUGUAGUAACCCCAUCACUCGGCCGGGCCAGUGCUGUCCAGUGUGUGAUGUCUGCAUGUAUGAUGGUCGAGAGUAUCAGAACGGUCAGGAGUUUCCAGACCCCGCUGAUCGCUGCAGUCGUUGCAUGUGCAGGAAUGGUCAGGUGACCUGCAGCAGGAGGCCAUGUCCAAACCCAGGAUGUAGUAACCCCAUCACUCGGCCGGGCCAGUGCUGUCCAGUGUGUGAUGUCUGCAUCUAUGAUGGCCAAGAGUAUCAGAACGGUCAGGACUUUCCAGACCCCGCUGAUCGCUGCAGUCGUUGCGUGUGCAGGAAUUUUCAGGUGACCUGCAACAGGAGGCCAUGUCCAAACCCAGGAUGUAGUAACCCCAUCACUCGGCCGGGCCAGUGCUGUCCAGUGUGUGAUGUCUGCAUGUAUGAUGGCCGAGAGUAUCAGAAUGGUCAGGAGUUUCCAGACCCCGCUGAUCGCUGCAGUCGUUGCAUGUGCAGGAAUGGUCAGGUGACCUGCAGCAGGAGCCCAUGUCCAAACCCAGGAUGUAGUAACCCCAUCACUCGGCCGGGCCAGUGCUGUCCAGUGUGUGAUGUCUGCAUCUAUGAUGGCCGAGAGUAUCAGAACGGUCAGGAGUUUCUACACCCCGCUGAUCGCUGCGGUCGUUGCGUGUGCAGGAAUGGUCAGGUGACCUGCAACAGGAGGCCAUGUCCAAACCCAGGAUGUAGUAACCCCAUCACUCGGCCGGGCCAGUGCUGUCCAGUGUGUGAUGUCUGCAUCUAUGAUGGCCGAGAGUAUCAGAACGGUCAGGAGUUUCCAGACCCCGCUGAUCGCUGCAGUCGUUGCAUGUGCAGGAAUGGUCAGGUGACCUGCAACAGGAGCCCAUGUCCAAACCCAGGAUGUAGUAACCCCAUCACUCGGCCGGGCCAGUGCUGUCCAGUGUGUGAUGUCUGCAUGUAUGAUGGCCGAGAGUAUCAGAACGGUCAGGAGUUUCCAGACCCCGCUGAUCGCUGCAGUCGUUGCAUGUGCAGGAAUGGUCAGGUGACCUGCAGCAGGAGCCCAUGUCCAAACCCAGGAUGUAGUAACCCCAUCACUCGGCCGGGCCAGUGCUGUCCAGUGUGUGAUGUCUGCAUCUAUGAUGGCCGAGAGUAUCAGAACGGUCAGGAGUUUCCAGACCCCGCUGAUCGCUGCAGUCGUUGCAUGUGCAGGAAUGGUCAGGUGACCUGCAGCAGGAGCCCAUGUCCAAACCCAGGAUGUAGUAACCCCAUCACUCGGCCGGGCCAGUGCUGUCCAGUGUGUGAUGUCUGCAUCUAUGAUGGCCAAGAGUAUCAGAACGGUCAGGUGUUUCCAGACCCCGCUGAUCGCUGCAGUCGUUGCAUGUGCAGGAAUGGUCAGGUGACCUGCAGCAGGAGCCCAUGUCCAAACCCAGGAUGUAGUAACCCCAUCACUCGGCCGGGCCAGUGCUGUCCUGUGUGUGAUGUCUGCAUCUAUGAUGUCCGAGAGUAUCAGAACGGUCAGGAGUUUCCAGACCCCGCUGAUCGCUGCAGUCGUUGCAUGUGCAGGAAUGGUCAGGUGACCUGCAGCAGGAGCCCAUGUCCAAACCCAGGAUGUAGUAACCCCAUCACUCGGCCGGGCCAGUGCUGUCCUGUGUGUGAUGUCUGCAUCUAUGAUGGCCGAGAGUAUCAGAACGGUCAGGAGUUUCCAGACCCCGCUGAUCGCUGCAGUCGUUGCAUGUGCAGGAAUGGUCAGGUGACCUGCAGCAGGAGCCCAUGUCCAAACCCAGGAUGUAGUAACCCCAUCACUCGGCCGGGCCAGUGCUGUCCAGUGUGUGAUGUCUGCAUCUAUGAUGGCCGAGAGUAUCAGAACGGUCAGGAGUUUCCAGACCCCGCUGAUCGCUGCAGUCGUUGCAUGUGCAGGAAUGGUCAGGUGACCUGCAACAGGAGCCCAUGUCCAAACCGAGGAUGUAGUAGCCCCAUCACUCGGCCGGGCCAGUGCUGUCCAGUGUGUGAUGCGUGUUUUCAGCAAGGUCGGGAGUAUUUAGCAGGACAGAGCUUGACCCUCCCCGAUGAGCCCUGCAUCAAAUGCACCUGUGUGGACGGUGAGGUGAACUGUGUGGGUCCAGACUGUCCUAAACUGACCUGCACGCAUCAGGUCACUGAUCCCGGCUCCUGCUGUCCCCGCUGCAGAGGCUGUAUUUAUGAUGGUGUUGGGCACCUUGAAGGCAGUACCUGGUUUGCACCCAGCAGUCCCUGUAUGUCCUGCAUGUGUGUGAAUGGAGUGACCACCUGCUCGGAGGUCCACUGUCUGUCCACCUGUCUAAACCAGAUCAGUGUGGCGGGCGAAUGCUGCCCAGUGUGUGCAGACUGUGUGUAUGAAGGCCAUGUGUACGGCCCUGGAGAGAGUUUCCACCCCUCUGAUGACCCCUGUCAGAUCUGCACCUGUGAGGUGAUGCCAGAUGGGGAACAGCACAUGCGCUGUUACAGGAAGCAGUGCCCGAGUCUGGUGGACUGUCCUAAAGACAACAUCCUAUACAGCGGCUCAGACUCCUGUUGCCCUGUCUGUGCACAGCCCCUCAGUAACUGCACAGCUAUACUGAUCGGUAAUGAAGUGUUGGCCACUGGUGAUCCGUGUUUUACCUGUCAGUGCAAGGAUUUGACGUGGACGUGUAUCCAUCGGGGCUGUCCUCCUCUCAGCUGCCCUCCAGCCGAUCAGCACACACCGCCGGAUUCCUGCUGCCCCGUCUGUGAUGAGUGUGUAUUAGAGGGCAACCAAACCCGUGUGCCAAACGGCCAGAGAUGGAUAGACAAGGAGAACGAGUGUGUCACCUGCACCUGCAAUCAAGGGCAUAUCGAGUGUGAUCUGCUGGAGUGUCCUCCUCUCGAUUGUCCGGAUGGAUCAAUCAAAGUGAAGAACCCUGGGAAGUGCUGUCCUGAGUGCACAGGCAUCAUAACUGUGCUUUACACCAAAGACGCUCAUGCACAGUGUGUGUACAACGGUCAGCAGUACAACCACAAUGACCACUGGGAGGUGGACGAGUGUACGUCCUGCACCUGUGUGUACGGAGAGGUGCACUGCCAGACCCAGAGAUGCCCAACGCUCACAUGUGCCUCGGAUGAAACGCCGUCUCUGGUUCCGGGAAUGUGUUGUCCUCACUGCAUUCCUCACCCUGCCACCUGCAUUGUGUUUGGAGACCCUCACUACCGAACGUUUGAUGGAAAGAUGGUGAACUUCCAGGGGAAGUGCACAUAUGUUCUGGCUCAGGACUGUGAGGGCGGAGAUUUCAGUGUUCAUGUGUCUAAUGAGGACCGGGGACGUAAGGGAGUGUCUUGGACUAAAGAAGUGACCGUGUUUAUUGGAGAUAUUGUGGUACAACUGUUUCAGAACUGGAUUGUCAAGGUUGAUUAUCAGCAAGUCUCUCUGCCGUUUCUUAAAGAACCAUAUGUUUACCUGGAGCGCAAGACCAACACCAUCCUCCUGAACACCAAUGUUGGGCUGAAGGUGUUGUGGAAUGGCCGUUCUCAUCUGGAAGUCAGCGUUCCUGGUACCUACAAGAAGCACAUGUGUGGUUUAUGCGGCAACUUCAAUAACUACCCUCAGGACGACAUGAAACUACGGAACGGACAGAUCACCAACUCCGAAGCAGUGUUUGGAAACAACUGGAAGGUGGGCAGUGGAAAUUCAAGCGUUCAGUGUCCUGACGCGAUACGCAUUAGCCCGUGUAAAGAAGCGGGAUACUCAGCCCAUAAGACUGCGAACACUCGCUGCACAGUGCUGAAGUCGCCCGUGUUUGAGCGCUGUCAUAAGCUGGUGCCACCCGAGAUGUUCUACGCUUCAUGUGUGUAUGAUCUGUGUGCCUGCGGCUCCAAUACAGACGAGUGUUUGUGUGACGUGUUGGAGGCUUACGCUUCUGAGUGCCGUGAAGCUGGAGUUAUCCUGCAGUGGAGGUCGCCGACACUCUGCGCCGUGGGCUGUCCGCUGGACCGUGGUUAUGUGUUUGAUGAAUGCGGGCCGCCAUGUCCUAAGACGUGUUUUAACAAAGACGUGCCUCUUGGCGUGAUCGAGGCUCACUGCUUCAAACCCUGUGUGCCGGGAUGCCAGUGUCCCGCUGGCCUGGUGGAACACAACGCUCACUGCAUCGCCCGGAGAAAUGCCCCAAAAUUAUCCACGGCACCAAACAUCACGUAGAGUCAAACUAGCUAAAACCGAGAUCUGAUGAACCACAACAAGCUCUUUAAGUCAACAUGAAAUCAGGAUUUGCUUUAUUUCUUUUUAAUUCAUAUUCCUGGUCUUACACAUUAAACAUUUUUACAAAUAUCCUGUUUCACUCAGAAAUACUUAUAAUUACUAUGGCCCCUUUUUUGCAAUGGGAUAAAAAAAUCAAAAGGGUUUUUUUUUUUUUAUUAUUGUGAAUCUCACAAUUCAGACUCUUUUGUAACCUCAGAAUUCUGAGAAGAAUUGUGAGAUGAAAAUAUCAGAAAAUUUUUUUAGGUUAUGUCUCGCAAUUCUGAAUUUGUAGCUCACAAUUCUGACUAUUUUUGAAAAUUGAAUUGUAAGAUAAAGAAUUGUAAGAGAAAAGGUCAUUUUUAUCCUGUGAUGGAAACGGGCUUUGCCGAAUUACGAAUAGAGUUUUGUGUUGACUUAAAUGCUUUUGACUUGAAUAAUAAUAAUGAUUUAAUAACUUGAAUCACAUUUAAGUUUUACUUUAUAUCUCAAACCACAUAAACAGUCUUCUACUGUAUACUGCAUUUAGUUGUUUUGUUGGUGCUACUGUGUGUAAGGGUUUCUGACUGAUAAUAGGACACUGUGUUAACCUGUGUUUCAUGGAGCUAAUUUACAUGUCCUCCCAAUGAUAGGAGGAUGUUUUGAGCCAGAUGGACAAAGUUUACCUCUUUUUUUCCUUACCACAGAACAAGAAUACAAAGAGGAAAAAACAUUUUUUUAAUAAUAAUGAUUGGUUUUUUUGGGGUUUUUUUAGCAUGCCAUAAGUUGCUUUUCUGGACUUUUUCUCAUUAAUUUGAUAUUUUGAAACAAAUGAAUAUGAGUUGAACAAUAUGGAUCUGCAAAUCUGCAUAAUUUUAUCUGCACUGUUUUUGAUAGGGCUUUUUUUUUCUUUUCUUUUUUUUGUUGCACUGGUAAUAUGAUUUAAAUAUUUUGUUGCUCUCUUAAAAUACACAGUUUUAUAAGCAAUAUGUUAUAAAGACACUUCAUUUGCAACAUUGACAGUGAAUCUAAAUAAAAAUAGAAACACAAUAAAAGCUAAAUCUAAUAGUGCCUUCACAGGAUUAUUUUGAGUUAUGUUAUAUUCAUCAGAUGCAUUGACAAUCUCAGGUUCUGUAAACAGUCAGUUUUUGUGUAUGACAUUGUCAUAAACAUUAUAUUCUCAUA
This is a messenger RNA of Onychostoma macrolepis, 9116 nucleotides long. It is a transcript of the gene kcp, whose product is annotated as kielin cysteine rich BMP regulator. The coding region runs from base 609 to 7916 and encodes 2435 amino acids. Gene Ontology annotation, molecular function: protein binding. The transcript is spliced from 54 exons. NCBI's taxonomy places the organism in Eukaryota, Metazoa, Chordata, Actinopteri, Cypriniformes, Cyprinidae. The record is from RefSeq and is a predicted model, not a curated record.